Molecule: messenger RNA, 3664 nt
Organism: Penicilliopsis zonata CBS 506.65
Lineage: Eukaryota; Fungi; Ascomycota; Eurotiomycetes; Eurotiales; Aspergillaceae
Exons: 6
Coding region: 480-3209 (909 amino acids)
Biological process (GO): protein phosphorylation
Molecular function (GO): ATP binding; protein kinase activity
Source: RefSeq, a predicted model, not a curated record
CGACCAGUAGACGGGCUGCGACCCUCGAUCGCCCAUGUAACAUCUGAUUUACUAAUUACCUAUAAUAUUCCUCCCAUUCGAAUGGCUGCCGACGGCUCGCUGAAUUCCUGCUCAGACAACCUGCCAUCGCUCCACUCUUUCAACGGUUCCUGACUACGGGGGUUUCCUAAUCCUACCCCGGAGAACUCGCGAGCAUCUCAUCUCCUUUUGCCUCUUCGUCAACUUGUCUGGACACUCUUUCUCCUUCACAACCCAACAUUCCGUGGAGACAACUUUCGAUAUCCUGCUCCCAGUCACCUUUUCCCAGGUUCCCUCCUUUCCGCUAUCCCGUUCGGUUCCGUGUCUUGUUGGAUGGCAGCCGCUGGGAUCCAAAGACUUUUCGGUCCUACCGCCCUCAAACCUCAAUCCAAUAAUCAGAUACGUCCUUUAUUAGGCCUGCUGGACUUUUCAUAGCUGGCGGUCAAAAAUCAUCGUGACACAUGCCGCCGGCCAGGACGAGAGCAGACGUUCAAGCGCAGAAGCAGAAGGAAAAGCUUGCCAACUCCUAUAGUGAACUAUUAGAAGAGUUUUCCUCGAAAGAUCUCCGGAGUGUAGGCAAUUACACACUUGGAAGGCUGAUUGGAAAAGGCUCUUUUGGAAAGGUUUACCUCGCUUCGCACAAACUCACCAAUGGCUCCAAGGUCGUGCUUAAGUCGUCGAAUAAGGAAGAUACCAACCUCGCACGGGAAAUCCAUCACCAUCGCCAAUUUCUUCACCCGCAUAUCGCUCGGUUGUACGAGGUGAUUGUCACGGAAAAGCUGGUCUGGCUGGUGUUGGAGUAUUGUCAAGGCGAUGAGCUAUAUAACUACCUCCUCCGCCACGGCCCGCUACCUGUCGACAAAGUGAAGAAAAUCUUCACCCAACUUGUCGGGGCCGUCGCUUACGUCCACAGCAAGUCCUGUGUGCACCGGGAUCUUAAGCUCGAAAAUAUUCUUCUUGACAAGCAUGAGAAUGUUAAGCUGUGUGAUUUCGGCUUCACCCGCGAAUAUGAGGGCAAGGCGAGUUAUUUGCAGACUUUUUGCGGGACCAUCUGCUAUAGCGCACCGGAGAUGCUGAAAGGGGAAAAAUACGCGGGUGAAAAGGUUGAUGUCUGGAGUUUGGGCAUCAUUCUCUAUGCUCUCCUGGCGGGGGAGCUACCCUAUGACGAUGAUGAUGACCAGGUUACCAAGACCCGGAUUUUGAUGGAGGAUCCGAUCUACAAUGACAAGUUUCCCGAUGACGCCAAAGCUCUGAUCAACUUGCUUCUCUCUAAGCGGCCGCUGCUCAGACCGAGUCUGGACGAAAUUCUAGCCCAUUCCUUCCUUGCCGAACAUGCCCCCGAGCAGCUGGCGAUAUUGAAGAUUCCCCGACCAUCUCCGUUCACUACACCCCUGGAGAAAACCACUUUACAGAGAAUGAAAAGUGCCGGUGUCAAUAUCGAUGAAGUCAUUGAGAACGUUCUGUCCCAACGAUGCGAUCCGCUUGCAGGCUGGUGGGCACUUCUGAUUGAGAAAGAGCAAAGAAAAGAGAAAAAGAGAGAGCGGAAGCGGCGGGAGCGCGAGAUUGAGGCGAAAAAUCUGCGUCGUCUCAGUGCAGCUAGCAGUCGACUCGAAAAGAUCUCGGCAGCCUUGAUGGAAGUCGAUGAAGAAGGACAUGCAACUCCAGAUAGGCUACAGGAUCGUGGCCGGAGGGAUAGACGGAGUCUUCCCUGUAAUCCCUCCCAACUUGCCGUUCCUGAACUGCCAGCCCUCCCGGAGCCCCUUCCAGUCCGUUCACCGGACUCCAUCGCGCCGCCUCCUCCCAUCGACAAAGACUCGGUUCGGUCAGCGAGCUCCUCAAGACAUCGCCCAGCCCCGCCCCCGAAGGACCGACGGCGAUCUCGACCCAGCAUGCUGCACGUUAGUGCUUCACAGCCUGACCUCGCGCAACACCGUAACCGCCAAGGCCGACGACACAACCGUCCAAUUAUCAGUCAGCUGGCACAGUUAAAACAUUGGUUCGUGGAGUCAGCAAAGCGAGCUAGGUCUCCUCAUGCGAAGAGCGCCGGGGGAUCUGGGCACCGCAAGUUCCUCUCUGAUAAACUGAGUCCGGCCAAGGGCCAUGAUGCCGCGAAGAAACAAGGGCCGAUGACGCCGGCAAUGGCGCCUUCGGGCGAUCUGCUCACCCCAACCCAGAUCAAAAGGUCCUCCAAUGCGAGCAGUCUGGCGCCCAGCAGCGCCUCGUAUCCGAACCACCGCCAUUCAUUCCCCCGGCAGCCUCGAAAUCUGAACACUAAUCCCAACCACCGAAACUCGCUGUCACCGUCUCCAAUCACACCGAGAAGCUCCUACCGCCGUUCUUCUGUCGGACUGCGAGGCCGCAAGUCGACCUCCUCGUCUGUCUCCUCGAUCCGCAGCAUCCAUCACGUUCAUACACAUUCCAAGGCUUCCUCUAUUUCCUCCAACAGUGUCGACACGGUGUCCACACCUACGGCCCGGAUUACCAAGUCCCCGCACUCGUCCGUCAAGGUCCUCCCCACGACGCCCAGCGCGUCCGCUCGAUUCCCCAGUAAUAUUCGACUGGUUCGUGGUGCGAGCAAUGGUUUCCGCGAGCAAGGGGAAUCCAGUGGGCGGGUUCAGGCCUCCUCCAUCUUCAACGAGGCCGCUCCUGUGCCGUUGAUGUAUUCGCCAUCGUCAAGCCUGGUCUUUGCACGACGAAAACGCUCCGCAUUCAAGGGUCCGAUGGUUACGGCCAACCUCAUGGUCUCAGCCGGCAUGCCUGCUCCCAACUUACCGCCGGCUAGCGAGGGAUCUGGCGGUGCAGCCGAUGGGCGCCCGAUGGCUCGCAAGAGCCAGAUCAUUGAAGAAGAGGACCUAGAAGAGGACGAGGAGGACAUCGAGGAAGUAGACAACUUCAGCGGCGCCGAGGACCAGAUGACUCAUCCCGACGAACACGAAGGGAGAAUCCUGGGAGAGCCGUUCGAGCCAGAACUCACAAUCACCAAGGUGGGAAGCGAAGAAACAGCGCCUGAUCAAUCCGUUAGAGCUGGGUCUCCGGACACGAUCCACAAACCGUUGUUAGCCCCCGCCCCAGACCUCGAUUCCAGCCCACUCCGCCCUCCACGAUCUUCAUCCCUGCAAGUUUCGCAGGUUCAGGGUGAAUCGGGCCAUGUGGACCAAGAUGAUGGGCAGCUAGCCAAGAACGAGGAAUAAUCUAUUCAGCCAUAUGCGUUUUCAUCUCAAGAGCCUUAUAUUAUCUCUUUACAGGGUCAUGCCUUCUUGAAGAGAGAAACUACUCUUUUACUAAUAGACUAUAGACUUGUGCACCUCACUUUUUUCUUAAUUUUCCAUUGUCUGUUGUUGUCUUUUCUUAUUUGUCUGCCUUCGAUCUAUCCUCUCUUAUACCCCAGUAUAGCAUGUUUUCUCUUUCCUCCUGCCUCCGGCGAUGAGAUGCCUUUUUUUUUCAAUUCUACCCCGCUCUAUUACUUCACCUGAACAACCCUUAUGUAUAUAGGCAUACUUUCAUACUCUCAUUUGCACUAUACUUGAUUUCAAGGCCUGAUAAUCAGAUACUAUCUUAUUCCAACCUCCAUGUAUGUAUUUCAUUAAUUGUGUUGUGGUUUGAAGUUCAGGCUUGACCUAUUCAUCUGACUUGAGUUAUAUCAUCC